UGAGAGAGAGAGGAGAGGAGGGAGAAGGGGUGUCUGCAGGAUUGACAGUUGGUAGUGGUGUCGCUUCCUCGAUACGCGACGGUCCGCGGCCGCGUUGCGAUCGUCCGCGGCGUCUUCGCUCUUCUGUCACGGUUCUGCGUCGCGGAAGAGAGAGAGGGGAAAGAAGAGGAGCAAGAGGGGAGAGAGAGAUAGAGAGAGAGAGAAUUCAUCGUCGAGAAGGGAAUAUCCGGCGCUGUUUACCUUUAACGCGCGCCUCGCGCUCGCAAACGGGAGGAUCGCUCGAGACGCGCCGAGGGUUGAGGCCGGUUAGGAUCCUGCAGCCUUCUUCGGACACGGGGCUGAGGAGAGGAGGGGGGAUCCCGCGUCGCGCUUGUUUACACCUGAGGAGUCGCGAGUGCAGUCGGAGGGAACCACGUGCCGGCGGAGGAGCAACAGGCCUCGCUUCCUCGGCCGAUCAUCGAAGGAGGGGCAGCAAGUCGGCGACUCGGAAGAGCGGGAUCGUCCCGAGGGGAGGACGCGGGGAGGACAACCGGAAGCGGCGGGAAGAGACAAAGACGCCGCCGCCCCGUCCGCGUGCGAGCGGCGACUCGGCGCGCUUUAUCAUCCGCUCGCUAAAUGAUUCACGCUAACGCGUGAGCUGCGAGAGGAGCGAGCCCGCCGACGACGCCUCUCUCUUUCUCUAUUCGCGGGAGGCAGCUAUGUGAGAGGGACAGAGAGAAAGAGAGGAACUGGAACACAUCGAGAGUGUCGUCGGGAACUCGUCUAGCGUGGUUCGGUGACCGAACUCGCAUGAGAGUUCAGGGAAGGAAGGACGUCCGAGGAGAUAGAAGGAGCGAGGAGCGAGAGAGAACGAGCUACGGGCACAAGAAGAUAGAACGACGAUAGAGGGAGCGCAGGAGAAGGGGGAGAAACGCUGGAAAAAGGGCACCGCUGGUUGGAGGGAGAGAAGGGAAACAGCGGACGCACGCGCGCGCGCGCGCGCGGGAGAGAGAGAGAGAGUGAGACGAGAAGAAGGGGCAACAGAGAAGGAAGGUGAAGAGGCACGGCCUCGGCGAAGACGGGACGGAAGAGACGAAGGAGAAAAAAGGAGGGAGGGAGGUAGAGGCAGGCCGCGUGGACAACCGCUCGUGCACGCUCGUGGUGUCUCUUCGUUUCGUUUUACUGCUUUGGUUCGCGCAAGCCGCGACUUCGAUGAGUGCACUCGUUAGUGCCGGUUGACGCUACGUCUUCGAGGAGAUACACAGCCGCCGCGGGAGAUAGAGAAGCUGAAGCCACGGGACAGGACCUCUGUUGCUGAUCCGGGAAUUACACUCGUAAGUCGCCCAAGCGACAGACUCUCAUCGUCGCAAGCCCGGCCAAGCAGUCGACAGCUCAAUCAUGCUGAAGCUAUUGGGCAGCCUGAGCCAGUACCUGAAAAGCUCGCCCAUCAAGACCGAGUCUAUGCUCUUCAGGAUGCACAACAAGUUGACAGCGGUGAUGCUGUUGGCAUGCUCGGCGAUACUCACGGCCACCCAGUACGUCGGCAGCCCGAUCUCCUGCAUCGUCCAAGGCCUGCCGGAGCACGUCGUCAACACCUACUGCUGGAUCACGUCUACCUUCACCAUGCCGGACGCGUACUUUCGGCAGGUCGGCAAGGAGGUUGCCCAUCCGGGAGUGUCCAACGACUUUGGCGACUUCUCCGCGAGGAAAUACUACACGUACUACCAGUGGGUCUGCUUCGCAUUGUUCUUCCAGGGGGUCCUGUGCUGGCUUCCGCAAUGGCUGUGGAAUGCCUGGGAGAACGGCCUGAUGGAGACCAUCGUCAUGGGCAUGAAUCUUAGCAUGGACACCAAGGAGAACAUCGAAAAGAAGAAGAACGUGCUCAUGGAGUACCUGACGCUGAACAUGAAGCGUCACACGUCGUACGUGUAUCGAUACUUCGUCUGCGAGUUCCUGUGCCUCGUCAACAUAAUCGGCCAGCUCUACCUGAUGAACCACUUUCUGGGCGGCGAGUUCUUCAGCUACGGCACGCGGGUGCUGCAGUUCAGCAACAUGGACCAAGAGAAGCGGGUGGAUCCGAUGGUCUACGUGUUCCCCCGUAUGACCAAGUGCAUCUUCCACAAGUACGGCCCGUCCGGCACGAUCCAGACCCACGACUCCCUGUGCUUGCUGCCGCUCAACGUGUUCAACGAGAAGGCCUACAUCUUCUUCUGGUUCUGGCACUUGCUCAUGGCCCUUCUGCUGCUGGGCCUGGUGGUGUACAGGCUGCUGAUCAUCUUCGCGCCCAGCUUUCGCCCGAGGUUGCUGCACAUGGCGGCCAAGAGGCUGCCGAUCGAGAUCUGCCGGAGCGUCAACAGCAAGGUCAACCUCGGCGACUGGUGGAUACUCUACGGCCUCGCGCACAACAUGGACCCGAUCAUCUACAGGGAGUUCCUCGCGGAGUUCGUCAAGAAGAUCAGCAACGGCAAGAUGAACAUCUAACUCGCGCGUACAUGUGCGCGCGUGUGUACAUGUACAGUAGGGAAUUGGAAUAGUUUUGUUUUUUAUACGCGCCACGACUCGCAUCUCUCUGCCCGCGACGGUAACGCCUUCACCGGCCCGCCUGCCGCUCGAUUGCCCCAGUUUUGAAUGACUUUGCAAACUCGCAGCGGCCAGCGGAAGUCGCUCGGUCCGGCUAGA
This is a messenger RNA of Harpegnathos saltator (Jerdon's jumping ant), 2658 nucleotides long. RefSeq names its product optic ganglion reduced (gene ogre). Gene Ontology annotation, molecular function: gap junction channel activity. Bases 1378 to 2460 code for a protein of 360 amino acids. Lineage: Eukaryota; Metazoa; Arthropoda; Insecta; Hymenoptera; Formicidae. The record is from RefSeq and is a predicted model, not a curated record. The transcript is spliced from 4 exons. Gene Ontology annotation, cellular component: plasma membrane; gap junction.